AUGAAGCGUGGAACACGUAUUAUAACACCGUGUCGUGUAGUUUUUUCCCGUUUACCAAUACAGAGCAUUAUGAGGAACCGGCGGCGUGUGAGUGUGACUUCCUCAACGAGCGCUCUUGUAAAUGAAUUGUUGGCUGCGUUUGCUCCUCACCAUUUACCGUCACUGUCCACUGGUUUUGAUAUGGGCCGAUCGUCAGAAGACAUUCAGGAUAUCGAUGGACACAGGGAGUGGUACCGCGGGGGGAGGGGUAGACGAUGCCCGCGACUUCUUUUAAUUUUGUGUUUGAACAACGGGAACGACCCUCCUGACUUUUCCAGAAUCGAUCCGUGUGCACGUCUUGAAUGUUGGGAGGAGCCAUAUAUUGCACGGAUGCCGCAUAUCGUUACCGGCGGCGGGAGCGAGCGUAUUGCCGCUUUGUUACAGAGACAAUAUCACUCACAGUUGCAGGGUGCGGUGAGCAGUAUGGCUGUGGAAGUGGAGCUGGAAGAUGCCAAAAAGCGGAUGGCCAAUAUCCGAUUGGAUGCGAGAGAGGAGCUUGUAGUUUUCCAUUAUAAUGGUCAUGGUAUGCCCCGUGCGACAGGGUACGGUGAGAUAUGGAUGUUUGAUAAAAAGAGGACAAGUUAUGUUCCGCUUAGUUUGGCUGAAAUGGCGGAGCAUCUCUCUUCUCCAACGUUGUACGUUUUUGACUGUAAUUCUGCUGGGUCGCUUUUGAAGUUCUGGUGUGAGGAACGCUUGCAUGAAACCCGGCCGGACGAUAUGUUUAUAUGCGCCUGCAGCGCGGGGGCCUUUCUUCCUUUGAACCCACAACUCCCGGCGGAUGUUCUUACCUCUUCUCUCACCACACCGCUGAGAAUGGCUUCGGAGUGGUAUAUAAAUUUUUCGCACAGAAAACAUCUUCUGCCGCACGUGACGGCGGAGAUGAUCCGCAACGUUCCUGGAGAUAUAUCUGAUGAAAGGACACCUUUGGGUGAGUUGCAGCUUAUCUUGACUGCUGUGACUGACAUUGUCGCUUGGUGCAUCGUGCCUUCCCCGUUGUAUUGCAAGUUGUUUCGGCGGGACGAAACCACGAUGGUACUGUUUCGGAAUUUCUUACUGGCCGAUCGGCUCCUACGCGAGGUUGGCUGCGUACCGCAAACUCAUCCACCCAUACCCGAAGAAGCCCACUUGCACCAUGCUUGGGACCUCUGGGACUACACGUUGGAGAAUGUUAUUUGUCAACUACCAGACCUCCUGACGCGAGAUCUAGUGCUAAAUCCCAACUACACGUACAAGCCAUCAACAUUUUUUGAAGAUCAGUUGAUGUCAUUUGAGGUUUGGCUGAAGUCGGGAGACAUGAGGGAACAACCUGAGGAGUUGCCCUCUGUUCUCUCGGCCUUGAAGCGUCCCCAAUGUUGUGUUGCCGCACUCACACUGCUAGUCACUUAUUUAGACUCAGACGUGAUUGCAGGAAAAUGGGCGAUUCUUUGCGGCAUUCUCACACACAUCACCAGUUUGUUGAGGAACCAAGAGCUGUUUCUUAUGGCAAGUGUGCUCUGGAUGCAAGUGUUACGGGUUGAUGAAAGUCUGGGUACGUCCGAAUUGAUUAAGAGGCGGCUGGGAAACCGCUUCAUUAAAGUACUGACGCUGACGGAAAAGGAUUUAUGUGUCCAGACUGUGGAACGCGGGCAGGUGGCGCCGUUGCGCGCGUUGAACAACGUGAACCGCCGUGUUGGGAGAGGUGACACCCAAGCAAGUGGUAACAAUUCUGCGUGUCCAGCACAGAUUUCAUGCUACCUCAUGGAGGGAGUGGAUCUCGGAAGAUGCAAGGAAAUUGCAUGCUACUUGUUUUGUCAACUUCUUCGACAUGGUGGCACCACUGCAUGUGUAGAGUGUUGGAACGGUGGGUUGCUCAACGCUGCGGCAUCCCUCUUAGAAUCCCCCAGUGCCGAAGUGAGGUCGUGGUCAUGCUUAGUUCUUGCACAGCUUCUUUUUAGUCUGCAGUUCGCUAAGGACUUUGUAUCACGAAAGUGUACGACGCAUGUGGGUUUGUUUACGCACUUACUGCAGGACAAGUCACCGAUUGUGCGCGGUUCCUGCGUCACGCUGCUGUCCUCGCUGAUUGGUUUCCGAGUAAGCGAGGCCCCCGGUGAGCACGCAGUGCGGCGCUUGCAGGUGGAGAAGACGCUUCUAAUCAAGCUGCGCGGCAUGGUGUACGAUGCCAGCGUGAUCGUUAGGCAAGAGCUGGUUCUUUUUGCGUGCACGGUGUUGUUUCAUUACGGCCCCUUUUUGCCGUCACUGCAAGACACCACUGCCAAAACUCGUUAUGUGGUUUACAUGCAGGAGGUUGGUCAGUGUUUCCCUAGUUGGUUUCUUGAUGAACCUGAUGUCCAGGUUAAGUCAAUGCUUAACACAUCUCGUCCCACAGCUAAUAGGUGUUUUAACAGUAAAAGCGUGUUCGAAAAUGCACCAUGCGCUCCGGCUGAUUUAACUGAGCCGCCAUGGACUCCUCUCGCUAUGGAUGAUAUUCGUUCUGAGGACCUCCCGGUAUUACGAGGAAUGGUACACGAUGCUGCACUGAUGCUCUUCAGCUUGUAUCAGGCGUGCGACAAAGUGAUGGUUACAGCGGCGUUGGAGAAGUUAGGUGACAAUAAGCGACCCGAAUCGCAGCGGUUUACGAAUGAGAGCCUCCGCAGUAUGUCGAGUGUUGUGUCUGCCAAUUCAACGCAUUUUAUGUCGGAGGCGGAACGCGCGCGUGUGACACGGAAUGCUGACAACAUGCAGCGAAUUGUUCUUGACCUGCACGACCAGAAGACCGAGCCUCCGUCAAUGUGCACAACUGCGGCCAACAGGACAAGGUCGUUAGCGGUGGAUGGCCACUCCGCGACUUAUAACGCUAAUCACAGUUCAGGUAUACCCGGUGCUGGAGAUGAGAAAGUGAACUUGGAUUUGGUUUACGCACCACAUCAAAUAUUGCAAAGUCUGCUUCCGUGCGAUCAAGUGAUCUGUUCCACUCUCCGUGUGCUCGAGACGGCGAUGGUGAUAGCCACAAGAAAUCAGUAUAUUUAUCACGUGUCAUAUGAGUCGUAUAGCGUGCAGGAAACAGUUCACAGUUUUCAAGUUCAUCUUGCCUCACCAUUGCACGAUAUUUUAGUGAUCAACGAUGCCUCUGAGCAAGCGGGUCUACUGCUCGUGAAUCAGCGUGGUGGCUACAGUCUGAUACGGGACUGCUGGGAAAAGACCCAGGGUUCGCCAGUGGAGGUGGCUGUAUUCUCUGCGUGUCCACCUCAACGCACAGUGGACAUCAAAUCUGCGUACCGUUCGCACAACGCUAACCUCAUUUAUGGGGGACCCAUCGGCUAUGGCGGUGGAACUGAGAUACACAUCCUUUCGCUUGAUGAGGAGCAGGUGAUUCAACAGUUGAAGGUGUCAGGCGAUCCUACCAUCACCUCUCUCAGUGCACAUACAACUGGCCGUGCGGUAUUUGCGGGUUGCUCAGAUGGCCUUGUCCGUUACUACGAUGACCGACAGAAGCAAGGAUUUUUAGGCGCAGUAGGGUCUCUCCGCUGUGGUACAACCUCAUAUUCUCCAAUGGAGGCCGUUCUGGGAGCUGGACCUGUCGAGAGAGAUGUGGCACAGUUAACGAUUGCAAUGGCAAGCCGUAGUGCAGUGUACCUGUACGACACGCGGAAAGUCAAUGCGCCGUAUCUUGAAGUUCGUGUAAACGAACUCUGUGAUGCAGUUGUCCCUUCCUCCGCGGCGAAACCUCCACCGAUUCGUGCUUUUGACGCGGGCACGCACACGGGCAUGUUGGGUGUGCUUUUCGCAGAUGGUACGUACACGGCGUUAAAUGCGCGGGGCCGGCCGAUUCUGCGCAGGGCGAUCCAAACGAGGGUUCAGGGACCAAUUUUUCCGGGAUCGUUGGCAGUGCACCCCUUGAGGCGAGUUAUGUCUGUAGGAGGUGAGAUUUUAGUUGUGCACUGA
This is a messenger RNA of Trypanosoma brucei brucei TREU927, 3960 nucleotides long. RefSeq lists its product as hypothetical. The transcript has a single exon. The record is from RefSeq and is a predicted model, not a curated record. Gene Ontology annotation, molecular function: protein binding; protein-macromolecule adaptor activity. Gene Ontology annotation, biological process: TOR signaling; positive regulation of cell growth; cellular response to amino acid stimulus. The coding region runs from base 1 to 3960 and encodes 1319 amino acids. Gene Ontology annotation, cellular component: cytoplasm; TORC1 complex. NCBI's taxonomy places the organism in Eukaryota, Euglenozoa, Kinetoplastea, Trypanosomatida, Trypanosomatidae.